AUGCAUUUCUGUAUAACUGGUGGUUCACACGGUCUUGGUGAAUCCCUGUCCAUCCACCUCCUACUGAAUAAUCAUAGAGUAACAAUAAUUGAUAAAGAUACUCCAUCAGUAAAGUGCACUUAUAUACAGCAUGAUUUCACUGAGUACUUAACCGUCCCUGUAUAUUGUGAUGUAUUAGUAAUAAACCAUGCCACGUUUAAUGGAUUUAUUCCAUUCUCUAAUAAUACGCAGGAGUAUGUGGAUGAUUACUUAAUGAUCAACUUAUUAUCACAUAUUCACUUAAUUAAACACUGUAAAUAUUCUAAACUUGUCCAUAUUAACAGUGUUUUAAGUAUAGUUUCAUUUCCAAAUGUAUCCUUAUACAGUGCAUCCAAAGGGUUCAUGCAUUCUUUUAUAGAAUCCAUAAGAAGAGAAGGUGUCCCUGUCCUGAGUGUAUACCCGUAUAAGAUAAAUACUUCACUGUUUAAGGAUGUACACUCUCCUUACGUCCUGGAUAAAGACAAGAUAUCCAAAAGUAUUUAUACUUCUAUUAUACAUAAUCAUACGCACUUAUAUUUACCACGUAUUUUCAAGUAUUCUUAUAUUUAUACGGUCCUUCCAUUUUUUAUUCAGAAUUGGGUUAUUUCUUUAUUAUACUAUGCAAUGUGUAAUGAUACCACCAUACAGACAUAACCCGAAACCAGCACUAUGACUCUGUCAAAUAAUAGGCUGGGAUUAUAACUCAGUAAAUUUUGGGUUAUGAUUACUAGUUGUUUUCUUAGGAAAGGCAUUCUUAAAUUUGACCUUUAUUUAAUUCGUAUACGUAUUUAUAGACCGUAUAAUCAAUUUAAUUUAUGUUGGCGUAUUCGGGUUAACAACAAUUUCUUAUUUAAUUUGUGCUACACAAUGCUGGUCUUAGCAUACAACAAUAUUUAUUCCCUAUAAUUACUUACAAAAACAAACGAGUAGACCAAUAGUGAUUUUAUUGAGUUUUUAAUAAUUCCA
This is a messenger RNA of Nematocida parisii ERTm1, 984 nucleotides long. RefSeq lists its product as uncharacterized. NCBI's taxonomy places the organism in Eukaryota, Fungi, Microsporidia. Gene Ontology annotation, molecular function: oxidoreductase activity, acting on the CH-OH group of donors, NAD or NADP as acceptor. The record is from RefSeq and is a predicted model, not a curated record. The transcript has a single exon. The coding region runs from base 1 to 672 and encodes 223 amino acids.